AAUGCCUCAAAAAAAAUUAUCUUAAAGAUUGAAAAAAAAAUUUGUGAUAACAAAAAAAACCUACUAAGCAGAAAAAUGAGAGAAAAAGAAAGAACCCAUUAGGUGUACAACCCCGGAGUCAUGUGUCAUACAAAAAGCUUCUAAAAAUAAACAUCAAAUCGCUAGCAAGAAAAGAAAAUAUACUAAAAAAUUUACAAUUAGAUCAUGGAAAAAUUAUAUCAAUUAACUCAAAUGAUAAUAAUGAGCAAAUGAGCCCCAUCUUUUCUCAAAGUCAAAUAAAGGUUCAAAGGUUGGACUUCUAAUUUUCUCCAAACUAAGACAUAGCAUCAGUUGAGAAAACCAUUGUGACAAAGUGUGAGCUGAUGUAUCCUUCUACUUCAACAAAAUGGCCCUCUUAGCUAUCAAUGUAACAAAUGCAAUAACAUGUUGGUCAGACACAGAAAUACCAUGAAUAUUUUGAGGAAUUAUUCCAAAAAGCACAGUUAAUUUAUUAGGUUGUAAAUUAAUUUUAAGUGCUUUAGAAAUUGUUGAAAAAACCGACUUCCAAAACUGUUCCAAUAUAGAACAAGACCAAAACAUAUGUGUCAGUGUAGCUAUCUCAGAUUUACAUCUAUCACAAUGACUAUCAACAUGACAAAAGAUUUUAGAAGGUCUGUCCUUUGUCAAAUGAUAACAAUGUACAAUUUUAAAUUGAAUCAAUGAAUGGCUAGCACAAAUUGAAGAGUUAACCAACUUCAAUAUCCGCAUCCAAUCUUCCGUCAUAAAAAUCAAAUUAAGUUCUUUUUCCCAAUCCUGUUUAAUCUUAAAUAAAGGACGCUUAUCCCAUUGUAAUAAUAAAUUAUACAUUCUUCCAAUAGAACCCUUAAUCAAAGGGUUCAUAUUCAUAAUAGUAUCUAACAGGUCAGCCUCCAAUAUGUAAGGAAAAUUUCUUAAAUAUUUUUGUAAAAAAUGUCUAACUUGAAGGUAUUGCAGAAAGUGUGAGUAUGAGGUGCCAAAGACUAAAUUGUUUCAUUCCUCCUAUUCAGCAAACCCAGUAUGCAACGUGAACAAAAUAAAUCACUGUCGAAGAACCAAAGUGAAAGAGCUAAAGCAAAAAGUUCCGCAUUUUAUUCAAAUGCACUCUUGCAGAGUGAAAUUACAUUAUUUUUGGGUUGUGAACUGGGCGUUUUCCUAAAGAAUGGGAGUCAUGGUGUCAAAAUGCGGUCCACACGCCCUGAAUAGUUUUGUCUGACACACUAUUUCCACACCGCUCCUCCAGCUGUUUGGUAGCAGAGCGUCAUAAUUGGGGCGAUGGCGCAUAGGGUGCCGGGAGUUGUCGUUCCGAGACCGCUCCGUCCAGUUGAAAUUCCUUCAUUUAGACUACAACGCCGACAGCGCGUGGGUGGAGCAUGCGCGCUGCUCCUCUUGGAGCUGUCAGCGGCAGUCUCCCUUCGUCCCAGGCUGUGUAUCAGCUGAUUUGGAAAUUUCAGACAUUGGAUUCGAGUUUAAAAUCGGAACGCGGCGUUGGCCGGCCCCGACAAUGAUACAUCUGGGCGGAGCUGGGUCUUGAAUGAGUGUUAGGACUCUCGAUCGCUGUGUCUGUCCCUUGUUUCCAUUGCUCUAUAAUAAGCAGGGCAUUUUUUUUGCAGUCGCUUUCUUUUUGCCUUCGCCAUGCUGCUGACGAGGGUUCUGCGCCCGUCCCGGGCUCUGUUUUCCAGCCUGACUUCAGCGAGUAGACCGAAAAGCUGCAGGUCCCUCGCUCUUGAUCCGUUGCUCACGCGGUCGAGCAUGGCCGAGCUGGCUCCUUACCGGCAGGGAUAUGGCACCUAUUCGUCCAAAGAGCCAGUGGAGCCCCUCUACACGGCUCAAGGAGCCCGCGACUUUGUGUACAGCCUGCACUCCAAGGAAAGGAUAACUCUUCUUCAGGAGCUCCAGAGGUUCGAAUCCAUGGCUGCGGCACAAGCAACCCCUGGACACCGCUAUCCUAAAGCCCAGAUUGUCGUAAGUGGGAAGUGGAGUGAGCAGGCAGCUGCAGGAGAAAUGCAAGUUAGCCCUCCAUCAUCAGCACAGCAGAGAUAUGUGUUUCUUCACAGUGCAAUUCCUUUUAUUGGGUUUGGCUUCCUCGAUAAUGCAAUAAUGAUUGUUGCUGGAACGCAAAUCGAGUUGUCCAUUGGGGUUAUUUUUGGAAUUUCUACAAUGGCAGCUGCAGCACUGGGUAACCUUGUGUCCGAUGUAGCUGGCCUAGGUCUUGCAGGGUAUGUUGAGGCUCUUGCAUCAAGGCUGGGGCUACCGAGUCCUGACCUAAACCCAAAGCAGGCCGAUAUGUGGCAAACUCGACUGAGCUCACAACUGGGAAAAGUUAUAGGAGUGACCAUUGGUUGCUUACUAGGAAUGUUUCCACUACUUUUCUUUAAAGCAGAAGAUGAGGAAAUGCAGCAGGAACCCAAGAACUGAACUAGUUUACUGAGCACUUCAUCUGUUGGCAUUCUGAAGGAAUACUGGGAAAUGGGCAAUCAAUCCAGACCAGGAACAUGGACAAACCUCGUGUCACUACUACAAUCAUGGAGAAUAUAUUGAUUGAUUUUUUUAUCCAAAAAGCAGACAUAGUCACUCAAAGUGCAGUCACGUGAUCUUUAAAGUACAGAUUCACUGCAUGUCAGACUGCCAUAUUUUCCUUCCUCAUUUGUGAUACUUUGAAAAUUUAUUUUGUCAAGUAGUCAAUAAACAUUUCUGUCAAUAAAUCUAGUUGUAGAACACGUCUUAGCAGUGAUAUUAAAUUAUGUAUCUCUCACAACUGAUGAAUUCCUAUUUUGAAAGGUUUACAUUUUAGAUGCUGCAAUAUUUAAGUCUUAUGAUUUGAUAAAAGGCAAAUGUGCGUUUUAUUUAAUUGUGAAAGUUAAAGUUGUAUUUCUAUGUUCAUGUAAUACUUAUUACAAUUUUACUUUUUGCAUUUCAACUUGAUAUUUUGGACUACAUUUGAACUCCAGAACAGCACUAAAUAGUAGUAGUUACAGGCACUGCUCGCUUUGAGUUGCAGUGCUGUUAAGUUCAAUCAAAAAUACUGCUGAAUAAGCACUUUGAAAGAUCACUCCAAUCUCAAUAUUAUGGUGCUAAUGUAAGACAAUGUGUUUUGUUUAUUCAAAUACAAAGUUUAAAGAUUGAAAAUAUUCUGUUAAAAUAUCAUUUGGUUUAAUUUGACCUUUUCUUUGGACUUUCUAACUAGCGGUUCUGCUGUGAGGGCAGAAAUAAUGACUUUUUAACUGAAGUUGAUAUUUUGAGGGGAAGUUCAACAGUAAAAAUUAUACCUAUCGGCAUCAUUGUGGAGGAUGGCUGGAGUGAGAAACAUAUCUGAACUGUUUGUUUUCUUUCCCAUAUCGGCCCUUUAUUUUACUACUUUAUGGUUGUGGGCGAAUGAGCCUUUCUUUCCCUCGGGUCCUAUUGUUUUCCUUCUGAAGGGAAUGUGGACUGGAAUGCAUGUAUUGAUUUGUAUUAUAUUACUUACUCACUGAAGCCCAUCACCCCUAUGGGGCUUCAGCCACUGACAGCAGCUCGCCAGAGUCCUUUAUCCUGGACCAGUCUUUCAGGUUGUCCCCAGCUAUAGCCCAUCCUCUCCCAGGAUGAGGUCUUUGGAGCUUCUGUUGGUAUUUUUGUUGCUCUGGGUUUUUAUGGGAUGGGAUACCCAAUCCUCCUCCUUUUGCAUCCAAGGAACGAUCUAUGGCCGAGUUACUUGAAUGUGAUGCCUAAAAUAAUAAUGAGAGUAAAAUACCAAUAGUGUUGAUAAAAUUGUUGGAUCUACAGUAGGCCAAAGAGCAGUGGAGAUUUAAACUGAAUUAUUGUUUUGGGUCAGGGCUCUUGUGUUAGAACAAAUGAUAAAACUGAAAAUUAUUAAAACUGAGAUGAUUCAUUGUUUUAAACAAAUUGAAUCUGUGUUGCACUUUGCUGGUACUGAAUAUCAAAAAUGCUGCUUCCGACUAAGCACACAACUUAUCUUACAGGAGAUUUUUUUCAUGCAGUGUACUAGAAUUGAUGGCUAAUAAACUUAAACUUGACAGUGAGAUUUUAGUCCAAUUAUUUAAAAUUGCCAGUGGUGAUUUGUCUGGUUCUUGAUCUUAAACCAUAAGACCCAGGAGCAGAAUGAGUCUAUUUGGCCCGUCGAGUCUGCUCCACCAUUCCAUCUUGCAUGCAUCAUCUCCAAAUGUCAAGUGAAAUCUUGCACUGUACAACAGUUAAAUUUUGAAUUCUGAAAGACUCCUGAAAGAUGAACUGGGUUGAUGUUAUGAAAUGUUUCUGAUGACUGUCUGUGAGACUUGCCUCCAAGCUUCAGAUAUGUCCAGACUAAAUCUGCAAGAAAUUGGGCACCAAAAUAUGAUAAAUUAGUUCAAGAUCUUCAAAGUUGAUUUGCAGAACUGAAUGUUUGAUUGGUUUGUUGAUAAAGUACCAGGAUUUGUGUCUCUUGUAACAUGAGCAUUGGAUCGCUGAGAAUUCUGUAUUUUUAUUUUCAUAUAUUUUUGUUUCAAGAUUCAUUUUAAACAGUUUAAACCAACAAGUAAUAAAAACGUGUGUAAAUGAAGGUAAUUUAGAAUAUUCAUAUUUACUAGAUAUUGAAGACAACUUUGCUGUCAUGUAGAAUGCAUUUGUAAUUGUUGACAAUGUGGACCCUAGUAGCUGCUUUGUGGUUUCAUAGUCCAAUAAAAUGUAGACAAGAAGAAAAUUACAUUCUGAGACAUAUAUUUUCCACUGAGGGGUGAGAUUAAAAUUAGAGGUCAUAGGUUAAGGGUGAAAGAAGACAUGUUUAAGAGGAGCGUAAGGGGGAACUUUGUCACUCAGAGAAUGGUGAAAGUGUGGAACAAGCUACCAGUGGAAUUGAUGGAUGCAGAUUCAAUUUUAACACUUAAGAGAAGUUUGGAUAAGUAGGUGGAUGGCUGGGGGUCAUUGGGGCUAGACAGAAUAACAGCUAAGCACAGACUAGAUGGGCCGAAUGGCCUGCUUCUGUGCUGUAGUGUUCUAUGACUCCAAUUAAUCUGAACUGUUAUUUACUGUAGAUGUUACCACUGCCAUCACAACUUUUAGAAAUGCAAGUCUCCAACUUAAUGUAUAUCUACCAGAUAAUGAACGCAUUGCAGGGGAACUGAUAAGAAUGAAAUAUCUGGUCAAAAGUCCAACUAAUGGUGCAAAUUAAAUUAAAUUUUGAGCUCUUCUAAGGUUUGCUUUGUUUGUAGGAAGGUGGGUUAUCAUUUUUGUUAAUUAUAGAAUUAUGGUGGGAAUGACUAAAUGUAGAAAAAUGAAGAACCAUUUGUUACUGCUUAUUGAUUACCUUUGUAAAAUACAAACAGAAAUAUAUACAGUCCAAGCUACUAUUUUUUGCUUGUUAUUUUGAUGUUAACACAAGGGAAUUCACGGUUAAACUUGAUGUAUCUAAUUUGCAUUGCUAAUCUCACAGUUAAAAGUAAUUGGGUUGAAAGUCAAAACCAUGCAUGAAUAAUAAGAAUUUUUAUUUUGUUGAUGUGGAGAAAAUGGGAAAAAAAGAUGAUUAUAGACCUUAGGAGGUGCAGAAAAAUCAUGUUUGGGGUGGGUAGAACUUCAUCAGUGUUGAUCAGAGUUACCGAUUAUUUUUCCUUUUUAAAAAAGCAUGAAGCAGGUGCAGACAUUCAGUUAUCACCUGCACACAGCAGUGAUCCACGUGGCCUUGAUUAUAAUGUAACUACUUCACAAUUUUUUUGUGCAAGCAUAUUUAUUUUUCUGUGAGCAGUGAAAUAGUGUAUUGGCUUGUAGUUUUCAGCUUUAUGUUUAUAUCAUAAAUUUGUGUUCAAUAUUAAAAUAUCACUUGUAUAUAAUUUGCUGUUUAAAUAAAUAUAGGAAUCAUUUUCAUUUAAUGAUCAGAUGUUACUAUGAACCUUUAAAAAUUUCAUAUGCAAUCAUAUAGUUUGACAUUUUUUUCAUCUCAUCAUGUUUUCAGAUAUUGGGUAUUGGAAAGAUA
Molecule: messenger RNA, 5956 nt
Organism: Mobula hypostoma (lesser devil ray)
Lineage: Eukaryota; Metazoa; Chordata; Chondrichthyes; Myliobatiformes; Myliobatidae
Gene: tmem65
Product: transmembrane protein 65
Exons: 8
Coding region: 1651-2433 (260 amino acids)
Biological process (GO): regulation of cardiac conduction; cardiac ventricle development
Cellular component (GO): mitochondrion
Source: RefSeq, a predicted model, not a curated record